AUGGGUGGCAUGUGUGCUCCUGGGAAGGGCCUGUCCCAGUUGGCUUUGCUGUACCUCCACAGCAUGCCCACAUGUCUGAAGCUUACCUCCAAUGUGAAGGAACAGAUCUACAAGCUGGCCAAGAAGGGCCUGAUGCCCUCACAGAUAGGUGUGAUCCUGAGGGAUUCUCAUGGUGUGGCCCAAGUGCACUUUGUAAUUAGCAACAAAAUUUUGAGAAUUCUAAAGUCCAAGGGACUUGCCUCUGUUCUUCCUGAAGAUCUUUACCACUUGAUCAAGAAAGCUGUUGCUGUUCGAAACCAUUUUGAGAGAAACAGAAAAGAUAAUGAUUCUAAAUUCUGUAUGGUUCUCAAUGACAGCUGUUACUACAAGAAUAAGAGAGUGUUCCCACCCAAUUGGAAAUACGAAUCAUCCAUAGCCUCUGCUCUGGUGGCAUAA
This is a messenger RNA of Dromiciops gliroides (monito del monte), 435 nucleotides long. Its product is annotated as 40S ribosomal protein S13-like. Gene Ontology annotation, biological process: translation. The transcript has a single exon. Gene Ontology annotation, cellular component: nucleolus; ribosome; cytosolic small ribosomal subunit. Bases 1 to 435 code for a protein of 144 amino acids. The record is from RefSeq and is a predicted model, not a curated record. Gene Ontology annotation, molecular function: structural constituent of ribosome; small ribosomal subunit rRNA binding. Lineage: Eukaryota; Metazoa; Chordata; Mammalia; Microbiotheria; Microbiotheriidae.